Messenger RNA from Gopherus evgoodei (Goodes thornscrub tortoise), 2104 nucleotides. It is a transcript of the gene DFFB, whose product is annotated as DNA fragmentation factor subunit beta. Gene Ontology annotation, biological process: apoptotic process; apoptotic DNA fragmentation. NCBI's taxonomy places the organism in Eukaryota, Metazoa, Chordata, Testudines, Testudinidae. The transcript has 7 exons. Bases 75 to 1076 code for a protein of 333 amino acids. Gene Ontology annotation, cellular component: nucleus; cytoplasm. Gene Ontology annotation, molecular function: DNA endonuclease activity. The record is from RefSeq and is a predicted model, not a curated record.
AAACCGAAUGAGAGCAGCGCGAGGGCCCGGAAGCUGCUGAUGCCAGAGGCUCGGGCCCCGGUCUCGGCUGGGCCAUGGCCCCGCGGCCCAAGGCCUUCAAGAUCCGCGGCCUGCGCGGCCCCCAGAAGUACGGGGUGGCGGGGAGGAGCCUGCCGGAGCUGCUGCGCAAGGCGGGCAAGCUGCUGCAGCUUUCUUUUCCUGACUGCCGGCUCUGUUUGUAUGAGGAUGGGACAGAACUGACUGAAGGUUACUUCCACAGCAUUCCAGAUAAUACAGACCUUAUACUACUAGCCCCAGGGGAGACCUGGCAGGGUUUUGUCAGUGACAUAGAUCACUUCCUAAAUACAUUUUACACACAAAAAGAUGAUAUUGUUGAGGCUGCACAAAAGCUGCUAUCAGAUGAGCAGGCUCCCAAGAUACAGAAGCUUCUAGUGGAUCUUAUUCAAAACCUAAGUGAAAACAUUUUGGCGGAAAGCAGAGAGGAAGACAGAAAGUGGUUUGAAGGUGUAGAGUCUCGCUUUAAGAAUAAAUCAAGUUAUAUGAGAUACAGUUGUGAAAGCAGAAUACGAAGUUAUAUGAAAGAGGUUAGCAGUUAUACUUCAGCUGUUCAUCCAGCAGCACAAGCAGAAUAUAAAAGAAUAACUGACUUCAUGUUGGAUAAACUGAAGUCUGUUAAAUAUAAUGGCUGUUACUUUGACAGAAGAGAGGAGGCAGUGGUCCGCCUCUGCACUACUGAGGGAUGGUUCUCCUGUCAAGGUCCUUUUGACAGGGAUUACUGCCUGUGUAAACAUUCCAUCAAUCCUUACAGUAACAGGGAGAGCAGAAUCCUCUUCAGUACAUGGAAUCUUGAUCAUAUAAUAGAGAAGAAACGUACUAUUGUCCCAACACUGGCGGAAGCUGUCAAAGAACAAGAUGGAAGGGAAGUGGCCUGGGAAUACUUCUAUCAGUUGCUGUUUACUCUGGAAAAUUUAAAACUAGUGCAUAUUGCUUGCCAUAAGAAAACCAGCCAUAAUCUUACCUGUGACAAAACUAAAAUAUACAGAAAAAGGAAGCGUAUGCGGAAGGUCUCAAAGUGACUUCCCUGAAGGUGGCUCUUUGCUGGGGUUUUCUAAACUAUUUCAAAGGACACCAUUUUUAAUAUUUCUAAAAUUCGUAGUGAAAGAACAUUAUAGAUUGAUCUCUUCUUGCUAAAUUCCGUAAUAUAGAUGUGGCUGCAAUCAAACCUAGUUCAAACAUUUGUCAUUCCACCUUUCAUACACUUGGUUCCUGAGGCCCUAGUUCAUUUUCCAAGCAACUUGCAUAGUUUAUAGAAUGUGAAAUGUAGUUUAUAUAACAGACCUUUUAUACCAAGUGUCCUGGCCCUUUAGCCAUAGGUACAACCUAGGCAGUUGAAGUCUCUCCCAAACCCAGUCAUGUUGGCUUUUGUGUCUCACAUGAAGCCAGACAGGAGUGCUGCCUGGAAAUAAAGUGCAGUCUCUAUAACUGAUUCAAUCCUGGCCAGUUUUGUAGGCAUGCCAAAAAUGGGAAAAGUUGUACUAAUGUGGACCCCACUAAAUGACUUUGAGGGAGAUCUUCAAAGGGUACCUAAGGAAGUCAGCAGCAUAGAUCCCCUUAAAAUUCAUUAGGGCCUGUACUUAAACAUUUAGACAUUUUAGAACAUUUCCCCCUCAACUGACCACAAACUGCCAGAAGGGUAAAGACUUAACAUGUUCAGAGCUAGAUCUGAUUGAGAGAUGAAAGGCUUAGUAUCCCAUUAUCAAUCCAGGCUCUGAUCUCUUUCUUACAUUAGAAGUGCAGGUCCAAGAAGCAAGCUCCAGCAAAGUUGAGCUAUUUCUGCAAAUCAUUAAUUUCCGAGUGCUCUGGAACAACAAUGCACUUAGCUAUUGCUUUCAACAUUAAGUCUGUGAGGUAGUUAAGUUGGUUUACAGCUGGGCAAACAAUCCCUGUGCCUCAGAUUUACCAAAGGCCACCACACACUCAGUAGCAGAGCUACUCCCAGUCCUGUGUCCCAGGGAUCUCUGCUCUAAUCUACUAAUGACUCCCAUUUUUAACCUAUACUAUUAUUUUGUGUACAUAUUUUCUAAAGAAACUAUCAGUGGUGCUA